This is a messenger RNA of Lethenteron reissneri (Far Eastern brook lamprey), 207 nucleotides long. Its product is annotated as protein transport protein Sec61 subunit gamma-like. Gene Ontology annotation, biological process: intracellular protein transport; protein targeting. The record is from RefSeq and is a predicted model, not a curated record. Gene Ontology annotation, molecular function: transmembrane protein transporter activity. NCBI's taxonomy places the organism in Eukaryota, Metazoa, Chordata, Hyperoartia, Petromyzontiformes, Petromyzontidae. Gene Ontology annotation, cellular component: membrane.
AUGGACCAGGUGGUGACAUUCGUGAAUCCCGGCAGGCAAUGCGUCAAGGAUUCCAUCCGGCUCGUGAAACGCUGCACAAAGCCCGACCGCAAAUAUUUUAAGAAGAUCGCAAUAGCGACGGCAAUUGGCUUUGCCAUGAAGGGCUUCAUCGGCUUCUUCGUGAAACUCAUUCGUAUUCCCAUCAACGACAUCAUUGUUGGGAGUUAA